AUGUUGCUUCCAGAUCCCAUGUCAACACCAAGUCCUCAGAUGCUGGUGGCAGCUGCUCAGCAGACCCUGGGCAUGGGAAAGAGACGGGGCCCACCCCGAGCCGUCUGCCUUCACCUAGCUGGAGAGGUGCUGGCUGUGGCCCGGGGACUGAAGCCAGCCCUGCUCUAUGAUUGCAGUUGUGCAGGGACAUCAGAGCUCCAGAGCUAUCUGGAGGAGUUGCAGGGCUUGGGCUUCCUGACCCAGGGACUUCACAUCCUUGAGAUUGGAGAAAACAGCCUGAUUGUCAGUCCUGAGCAUGUAUGUCAGCGCUUGGAGCAGGUACUGCUUGGUACCAUAGCCUUUGUGGAUGUUUCCAGCUCCCAACCUCACCCUUCUAUUUGCUCCCUGGACCAACUUCAGGAUUUGAAGGCCAUAAUGGUUGAGAUCAUCACACAUUUGCAAGGGCUGCAGAGGGACUUAUCCCUGGAAGUCUCCUGCAGCAGACUUCGUUCUUCAGACUGGAAUCUCUGUACUGUGUUUGGGAUCCUCCUGGGCUAUCCUGUUCCAUAUACCUUUCAUCUGAACCAGGGAGAUGGCAACUGCUUAGCCCUGACCCCGCUACGGGUUUUCACUGCCCGGAUCUCAUGGCUGCUCGGUCAGUUCCCAGUCUUGCUCUUUUCCUUUAGUGUCCCCGAGAGCUUGUUCCCAGCCCUGAGGGAGAUUAUAAACACUUGGGAGAAGGACCUUAGAACUCGAUGUAGGAGGCAGAAUGACUUUGCUGACUUGAGCAUCUCCUCCGAGAUAGUCACGUUGCCAGCUGUGGCUCUCUGA
Molecule: messenger RNA, 810 nt
Organism: Puma concolor (puma)
Lineage: Eukaryota; Metazoa; Chordata; Mammalia; Carnivora; Felidae
Source: RefSeq, a predicted model, not a curated record